CUUAUCAUAUUCGACAAAUCAAACCCAUUCUUUUCACACAUUUUACUCUUUAGAGCUCUUCAACCUUGUAUCUUCUCAAAGUAUCAAACCUUUCCUAACUCAAAAUCAUGUCUGUUUCAUUGCCUUUACUCUUAUACAUUCUCUUUGCAUCCACUGUUAACGUUCUAGCUAUCACCCAACAAGCAAAAGACUUAGUCCCAUGCACAAUGUGCGCCGAGUGCGAGAACCCAUGUCAACCCCUGCCACCUUCCCCUCCACCUCCAUCGCCACCGCCACCAGUGGUGGAGUGCCCUCCACCACCGUCACCGUCACCACCUCCACCGUCACCUCCGCUUCCACCGGCGAUAGUUGAAUGUCCACCACCACCAGAGAUGCCAUGUCCAGAUAAUUGUGAAAUACCAGAAGGACCACCCCAGGCACAAUAUCCACCCGCAGGUUACUUUCCAUCAGGAACACCUUAUCAAUACUAUGUUCCAGGUAAUGUGAAGAAUAGCGGUGGAAAGAUGAAGCCAUAUCAGGGGAUACUCUUCUCCAAUUAUCUGAUUUCUUACUCUCUCUAUUUCACCAAGUUCUUCAUUUAUGUGGCUUCUAGUUGCCUUCCUUAUUACUUGUUUAAUGUUUAGCUUAAUCAUCGUGGUUGGUAGCAGAAGAAAAGAAUGAAAAAUAAAACUCAGUGCUAGCUCGGUUCCCCUA
This is a messenger RNA of Vigna angularis (adzuki bean), 693 nucleotides long. RefSeq names its product sulfated surface glycoprotein 185. The transcript has a single exon. Lineage: Eukaryota; Viridiplantae; Streptophyta; Magnoliopsida; Fabales; Fabaceae. The record is from RefSeq and is a predicted model, not a curated record. The coding region runs from base 108 to 623 and encodes 171 amino acids.